Molecule: messenger RNA, 1096 nt
Organism: Bacillus rossius redtenbacheri
Lineage: Eukaryota; Metazoa; Arthropoda; Insecta; Phasmatodea; Bacillidae
Exons: 5
Coding region: 95-859 (254 amino acids)
Source: RefSeq, a predicted model, not a curated record
GAAUAAAUUAACAGGUGAAGGAUGAAAAAUCACCACCUACAUCGCGAGCAUAUCGGACACUUAUCUUGAGACUCCCAACGUGCUAUAUAAAGCAAUGGUUAUCUGCUGUGGUCUGCUUUCUGCGAACAGUAACGCCAUGAAGUUUACUGCCCUGCUGAGCAUCUUCGGCGCGUGCGUUAUCGCCAGCGCCGUGGUGGAGUGCGGACUCAUCGCUCCUCGCCUCACGCUCAGCUUCAACUCCAUUCUGGACAACCUGAUCACGUCCAUCCAGAAGAACGCCACCGGUUACGGGGUCAACCCGUACAACAUCAAAGACAUCAAUGACACCUUCCACUUCGGACUCCUGAAGGGUGGUCUGUACCUCGACAACGGCAAGAUAUACGGCAUUGACACCAUCUUCAGGACUGGCAACGCUUCGGCCGACCUGGAGGGCGGACACGCCACCGUGGAUGUGUCACUCGGCUUCAAGGAUCUCACGUACACGAUGGACUUCGCGGCGAAGGUGGGGAAGCUGGGCCCGCGAGGCAAGGUCAGCGGCGACAUCACCAACCUGUUCGUCGACGUCACGCUGCUGGCCAACAUGAAGAACACCUCCGACAUCACCGCCAACAUACAGAAGUUCAAGCUCACCGACAAGGGGGAGGUGACCGUGCACUUCGACAGCAAGGACCUGAUAGCUGAGAUGCUGCUGAACACACUCAACGAGGUCGUCACCAAGCUCUUCAAGAACGUCAUCUUCGACAUGAUGGAGAAGGAGGUCGGCAAGCUGGCCAACUCCACCAUCAGCAAGAUGCACCUCGACAUCGACUCGCUCACGGGUCGCUCGGCGACGCGCCUGGCCCAUGGCCGCCGUCACUAGGAGCCGCGCGCUCUCUUGUAACCACGCUCUGCUACCAUGCCUACCGACCCGAGCCGCCUCGCGCGCGUGUCGUGACACCGGAGACAAACAAGGAGUCUAGUGCGUCAACAGCUAUUUUGGCUACACUGGACCGAAUUAUCCUCGUUUAACUGCACCACCAGGGUGAAUAUGUAUUACAGAUGUAUUAAUCUUUGCUCGUGCACAACGAGUGUCCAAAUAAAUAUGUUUCAACAAUAA